Molecule: messenger RNA, 3060 nt
Organism: Pangasianodon hypophthalmus (striped catfish)
Lineage: Eukaryota; Metazoa; Chordata; Actinopteri; Siluriformes; Pangasiidae
Gene: dmbx1a
Product: diencephalon/mesencephalon homeobox 1a
Exons: 5
Coding region: 230-1360 (376 amino acids)
Biological process (GO): regulation of transcription by RNA polymerase II
Molecular function (GO): DNA-binding transcription factor activity, RNA polymerase II-specific; RNA polymerase II transcription regulatory region sequence-specific DNA binding
Source: RefSeq, a predicted model, not a curated record
UGCGCGUCCGCAGGAGCGCGAGACUGGAAGAAACACACACACACACACACACACACUGAGACACUUUGGAUGGACUGAGAAGGCUUGCAGAGAUUGAAGGAAGUCCGGAAGUGGACGCAAGUACAAGCAAAAGAAAAUAUUAUCAGAGGUUUGACUUCUGGAGGUUCCAGGAUACUUUGCGCGUUUUUUUCAUUUCUCGGCUCAGAAACACACAGAGACGUCACACGCCAUGCAGCACUACGGCGUGAACGGGUAUUCCCUCCACGCCAUGAACUCACUGAGCGCCAUGUACAACCUCCAUCAGCAGGCGGCUCAACAGGCCCAACACGCACCCGACUACCGGCCAUCCGUACACGCACUCACACUCGCUGAGAGGCUGGCUGACAUUAUACUCGAGGCUCGUUACGGCUCUCAGCAUCGUAAGCAGCGGCGGAGUCGCACGGCCUUCACCGCGCAGCAGCUUGAGGCUCUGGAGAAAACGUUUCAGAAAACACACUACCCGGAUGUGGUGAUGCGUGAACGGCUGGCCAUGUGCACCAACCUGCCCGAGGCGCGAGUCCAGGUGUGGUUCAAGAACCGGCGGGCGAAGUUUCGUAAGAAGCAGCGCAGCCUGCAGAAGGAGCAGCUCCAGAAGCAGAAGGAUGCCUCACCUGAAGGAACAUUAGGAGCAAGCGAUAAGACCGACGCUCCCUCCACUGUAAACCUGGAGAACCCGCUUCCUCCUUCGUCCACGUCCUCUUCCUCCUCCAUCGAGGCUGAGGGGCCGUCGGAGCUGAGCGUGGAGCUAAACGUCACCUCAGCGGAGCAGUCAGGGAGCGAGUCGGCCACAGAGGACAACACAACCGACAGGGAAGAAGAGAUAAAGCUUCACCAGGAUGACAUGAAGGUGGACAAGUCUGGGAGUCUUUCUCCUCCCUGUAAACGCCUCAGCCCCAAACCAGAAUCUCCCCUCGGCUCACCGGUGAUCACAUCCGGGGCUAACGGCGUGACUGGAGGCAUCUCUCAGAGCCAUUCAUACUCAUCAUCACCGCUGAGCCUCUUCCGUCUACAGGAGCAGUUCCGCCAGCACAUGGCUGCUACUAACAGCUUGGUGCACUACCCAUCGUUCGACAUGGCCGCCCCGUCCUCCUUGCCCUACCUGGGCAUGAACGUGAGCGUCCCAGCACCGCUGGGUUCACUGCCCUGCCAGUCGUAUUACCAGUCUCUGUCCCAGCACGCGCAGCAGGUGUGGAGCGGUCCUCUGCUGCAGGCCUCCGCUGCGCUGCCCGGCCACAACAGCAAGACAAGCAGCAUCGAGAACCUGCGGCUACGCGCCAAGCAACACGCUGCCUCUCUCGGCCUCGACACCAUGCCCAACUAAACACUAACUGCGACAAAACAGGACACGCUCGGCUGAAUGAAUCCCCCUAGCUACCACCUGGAUCCGCAAAGACACUUCACAAAAUCUAUGUAAAGAAAUGUAAUGUCAUUUCUGAGCAACUUUUUUUUCCUCCAAGUAUUUUUUAUUUAAGUUUUUGUCAUCAGUGAAAAGUAAAAAAUUCUGCAGCGGUUUUCGAAUUGAGAAAAAUGCAUUUACUCUAUUUUCUGGACUAGAAGUUGCACCUUAGUAUAAGACACACCACUCUAAAUAAAGUCUGCUAAAAACAAUAAAUUUAUACACAAUGUUUUAUAGGAUGCUGUAUGGAUAGCAUUUUACUUACACAUUUAUUUGUAGUUGUUUUAGAAAUAAGCAAACAACAUAAGGCUAAUAGCAAAAUUCUCACACGCAUCAUUUCGCUGUAUAUGUAAGCAAAAAAAGUGCCUUAUAUUCCAGAAAAUAAGGUAAAUGUGAUUCAUUUUCAGUAGGUUUCAUUGAACGUAUUAAGAAAAUGAAACACAAUCAGCAAAUGUCCAACAAAAAAUUAAUGCUAAUGCUACUUUUUUUUUUUUUAUAACACACUUACCUUUCUUCCCAUUUGUACACGUACGCGUUACAGUAAACCUGCUUAAUUGUAGCACUUUUUCCAGAAAAGCUUCGUGCUCUGCAUGCACUGAGGCCGUUCUAAUUCAAUUAGUCAAGUGCUCAAAUUACACAUUACAUAAUUCUGUACGUAACGUGUAAAUCCCUGCCUUGUAAUACCAGAUUGCUUAAUUAAACCUGACUAAUUCACCUGUUUUAUGGCCAGCAUUUAAACCAUGUUAAACUGCAAAUGGCCGGAUAAUUAGAAAAUAAUAUCACUGACUCCAUAUGCAAAGCUUUUAAUUACAUUUAGCCUUGAGGAAGAAAUGCAAUUACAGUCCAUGCAUAUCAUUUCAGAUCGCUGUAUAUCUAACGCUCCGAGGGGAAAAUAAUUGCAAUGAACAGAAAAUUCAAGCCUUUUUUUUUCCCCAGUGCAUGUUAGCAAGGUGGUGCGAUUAGCCGAGACGGUGGAUAUAAAUUAAUAAAUAAAAACGCUCUGAUUUUUUUUAUUGCUGUGUUAAAGUGACAUAAUUUAAUACACCGAAUAUUUGUUUUAUUUUUUUUCCAUUUGGGGAAAAAAAAAAUUUGAAAAAAGAAAGCUCCAAGCACUUCCAUACACAGGAAGUCCAUAUGGAAAGCACUUCCUCCUCUCGCCGUGUCUGUAAACUGUUUUACUCUGUAAAUUACACAAAGUCUUUUAUCUAUAAAUGUUUACUGGUAAGGCAAAUGUAAAAAGUUUUAUGUUUUAGAUUGAGAAGGACGCGUCCAGCCUCCCGUGAUGAUCCUCGUAGCUGUCCGUUGUUGAGAUUUGUACGAGGUGGACGCUAGUCCUGCGUCAGAUAUUUAACCUUUAACAGUCUGGUCGUAUAUAUAUCUAUCUAUGUAACUCCUCCAGUUGGUUUUCAUUGUUGCUGUGCUCAUAAAGUUUUACUCGCUUGCACUGUUUCCAUCACAGUAAAGUGGUGAACUCGUAGUGUACACUGGUGCCGGGUAAGAACAAAUAUAUACAUUAUACGUUUUUCUCUAUUACAACUGUAGGCUUGAGAACUUGUAAAAUAAGUCGUCAAUAAAACAUUGCUUGAAGAUAUUAAAACAAGCGAGGUUUGUUUUUUGAAGAUUUC